AUGUCUGCUUCGGCUUCACCGUCUACUAUCUCACAGUAUCUGAAGCAGAGGUUGCACAAGCUAAAGAUAUAUGGAGUUUCAGACCUUAUGCAGCACAUCGACACGUUCAAAGAAACAAUGGGUGAUUCAGUGAACGUGAAAAUUGAUGGCUUUAAUAAUUUAUCAAUCUUGUUGUGUUCGCUGCCCCCUCUGUUGACAGCACUUACGUGUCACAUGGAGAGGGUUGAUGCUUCGUUGCGCUUUCCUCAUGAGCGUUGGCCUGAAGUUAUCUCAAUGAAACCUAGAGCUUUCCUUUACCACAAUUUCUUGUGUGCAUGCAGCGCGAGAACGAGCACGGGAAGUUUUAUUAGUAGAGGACAUGACAAAAUUGUGGAAGAGAUUGAGAAUAGGAUCUCAGAGUUCACCUUCCUUCCUGUAGAAAAUGGAGAAGGUCUUCGAGUUAUCCAUUAUGAAGUUGGGCAGAAAUUUGACCCUCACUUUGAUGGAUUGGGAAGAAUUGCUACUUUCCUUAUGUACCUGUCAGACGUUGAUGAAGGAGGCGAAACAGUCUUCCCUAUGUCCAGUAGCGGACUAUCUGUUUCACCAAAGAAGGGAGACGCUGUACUCUUCUGGAACAAUAGGCCUGACGGGUCGCAAGACCCUUCUAGUUUGCAUGGUGAGAGAUAA
Brassica napus (rape) is the source of this 666-nucleotide messenger RNA. Its product is annotated as probable prolyl 4-hydroxylase 11. Gene Ontology annotation, biological process: peptidyl-proline hydroxylation to 4-hydroxy-L-proline. Lineage: Eukaryota; Viridiplantae; Streptophyta; Magnoliopsida; Brassicales; Brassicaceae. The record is from RefSeq and is a predicted model, not a curated record. Gene Ontology annotation, cellular component: endoplasmic reticulum. Gene Ontology annotation, molecular function: L-ascorbic acid binding; procollagen-proline 4-dioxygenase activity; iron ion binding. The transcript has 4 exons. The coding region runs from base 1 to 666 and encodes 221 amino acids.